This is a messenger RNA of Leptomonas pyrrhocoris, 8984 nucleotides long. Its product is annotated as putative rac serine-threonine kinase. Bases 3498 to 8984 code for a protein of 1828 amino acids. The transcript has a single exon. The record is from RefSeq and is a predicted model, not a curated record. NCBI's taxonomy places the organism in Eukaryota, Euglenozoa, Kinetoplastea, Trypanosomatida, Trypanosomatidae. Gene Ontology annotation, biological process: protein phosphorylation. Gene Ontology annotation, molecular function: ATP binding; protein serine/threonine kinase activity.
GGUCGCUGCGAAGCUCUGAGCGUGUUCUUUUUUUUUAACGCUGCAGCCACUGUUGUUGCUGUUGUUGUUGUUUUUCCCCGCCUCACCUCCCAAUCGAAAAGGGACAGUGGCACGCGCAACGCAGUUGCCAACUGUCAUCAGUGCCUUUUCAUUUCAUUCCUCCCCUCUCUCUGUGUCUGUGUGUGUGUGUGUGUGUGCGUGUGACGACCGAUCGAACAGGAGAGCUUGAAAGCAAAACCAAAGAAAAAGGCCGUCAACAAGCCGGCGUUGAAACGCGAAAGGAAGAGAGAAGAGCACGUAGUAACUGUAGCAGUGCUGCUCUCGGUCGACUCGCAUAUCACAGAACCAAAAGAAAAAGAGAAAGAGAGAAAAACGCAAAAUCGGAAAGACGGAGAGGACGACGAAAUUCGCUGGUUUUGGUUUCUCUAUUAUUAUUAUUAAUAGUACUACACUUGAGUGUUUUCUGGUGUAAACAGAGGAAAGAAGCGGAGACCGAGGACGUUUUCAGCUGCCCCGCCUCUCGCUCUCUCCCUCCUUUGUUGUGUUUUCCUCUGCAGGGACGCCUACGCCGCCUCAUACAAUCUGCCGUAGGCCACGACCAGGUGACGUUUAAAGAAAGGAAAGAAGGAAAGAAAGAAAAAAGCGACGUGAGCUCGUUCAACCAACUGGUGUGUGUUUUACUACUACUACUACUAUCGUUUCAGUCGUGUAGCUUCGUUACUUCUUUUCCUUUUACUCCUUUUUAAAAGUCAUUUAUUUCCUGCGCUGACUCCUCACCGGUGCAGCGCAGGGGGGGGAAGUUUUAAAAAAAAAGGAAAACACGAAGAAAGGGUAAUUCUGCUGCAUAUUAUUUUUUUUUAUUUUCUAAUUUUUACCUUUAAAGCGGAAGUUCAUCUUUUGGUCGUUGUUGUUGUUGUUGUGAAUUAUUUUUCUGCUGCAGCCUCUUUUUUCUCUCUGGAAUUGCCUCGUGCUUCUCUGUGUUUUUUUGUUUUGUUUUCUUGGCUUUUGGUUUACGUUAUUUAUCAUUAACUCCUGCUCAACCGGGUACAGUUUCGUUUUUCCUCCUUUCGUGUUUUUUUUCUCUCUCUGUGUGUGUGUGUGUGUGUGCUUCCUGAGCCGUUUUCCUUUUGAAUCGGAGAGGCGUAGUGCUGCUGUUGUUGUUAUUUUUUGAAAUAGCUGUGUGCGACCGCCGCGUGUGGUUUAGUUUUCGUCGACUGGUGAAUCUGCAGGUCACAUCUUUCUUUCUUUCUUGUUUUCCCCGCUUCUUCAUUCAGGUAGUUUCGCCUUUCUUCUUUACAUAUAUAUAUUUUCCCGUUGUUUUUUUUUUUUUCUAUCUCUUCCCGCUAACGAGGCGUUGCCUCCCCCAACCUCUUCUCCCCCUUCUGCCUUUGAUAACGUGUAUUGUCCCUCUUCACCCCACACACCCACCCCACCCCACCCCUCCUGUCCUUCUUGCGCGUCUACACAAAUUGGACUUCGCCUUCAUUCAAGACACCCCACCCCCAAACAUCACCGCAACAACAAUAACAGCAACGAAAGGAGAAGAAGACGGCCUUUGCCUUUCUCUCCCACUCAUUCACUCACCCUUCUUCUUCCCCACUGAUGCAGAGCGCAUUGGCGAUCACCCCACCACCCCUUCUCGUUAUUUCAAUCGUGCUUGUCUCAUAAGAAAAAGAAACAACAACAACAACAAAAGAAAGUAACGUGUUGUGCUACUGCGACGCAUUUGGUUUACACCGUUGUUGUUGUUGUUGUAUUUUUCUUCCGCGUUCUUUCUCUACAUUAAAAUAAGAAAGGAAAAACUUCUGAUAGCGUUUUAACCGUUGUGUAGAUUGACAACUGUCGAUUGCCCUCCUUUCUCUCUUCUUUCGGUCUUUCUUUGUUAUUUUUCUUUUGAUGUUGGCAGCGACUUAACUUGUUGCCGAUUUGCUUCUAAACUACUUUCUUCAUUUUGGAAUAUAUAUAUACAUAUAUGAAUGUAUUUAUGUAAAUAUGCAUACCUUGUUUUUCUACUAUUGUAUCUUUCGUAUUCCUCUCGUUACUCGCUGCGGUCAUUAAGCUGAACACCACACGCGAGCUUGGUCACUGUAUCCUAUCUCGUGUACCCCGUGUUGCACCCCCCUCCAAAAAAAAAGUUAAAAGCAAAAACAGAUUAUCUUUCGCUUUUGAGUUACAAUACAUCUUAUGUAUACAUACACAGCGAACUCCUCUUCUUCAGUUUUCUCUCUUACCCUCUUCAUUUUCAGUAGUAGUAACAGUAGUAUUAGUUCUGUUUCUCGUUUUCAAUUCCUAUUUUUCUCACCUUCACUGGCGCUGACGAGUCGUCAUUAGCACGCAACGUUCUUUUGUUGUUCUUCUUCUUCUUUUUUACUCCUUAACUUUUUUCUCUACUUUUCUGACUAGUGUUUCUUUCCUGAUCUUCUUGUUUUAUGUCUGUGCGUGCGCGCGCGUGUGUUUUUCCGGUUACUAUAGGUUUCAACAACAACAACAGAAGAAAGACGAAAGAAAGGGACUCAAAAUACAUAUACUAGUAUAAGUGUAGCUAUACAAACGGUCUACAUAGUGUAAUUUAACGAAAGAAAAACGCUCUUCCUCCUCCUCAUUGUUUUAUCUCUUUGCUUUCCACUGUUCUACCAUUUUCUUCUUUACUCUCGUGUGUGACUGCGCACCUAUCGUGUGUUUUUGUUUUUCUUUCCUUUUUUUUUAAUUGAUCUUAUCUUCGUUGGAGCGCUCUGUCUCGUUUGCAUGCGCUCUCCCUCGACAUCUAUCUGAAGAACUCAAGCAAACAACGAAAAGAAAGAAGGCCGGAGAAAGUACCACACGACGGGCUUUUUGAGCUCCACAGCUGUGCCCUUCCCCCAACGCAUCUUCUUUCCUGUUUAUUUUCUUAUCUCCCUUAUUAUCUCUCCGUUUUACUUAUCUUAUUCUCUUUUCGCUUCCUUUUUGUUUGUUUGUUUGUUUGCCUCCCCGGUCGUUUCUUCCGAAGUAUCGCGCUUUGCGUACGCCUGUGCAUUAUUUUUUUAGUUCCUCUUUACGUAUAUUCUAGUUUUCGCGGUUAAAAGAUAUCGUCGUGUCUGUGUCUGUGUGUGCGUGUGUGUGUGUGGCUUUGCAAGUUAUCGAGACGUGAAUUCGAAGUGCAACGGACAGUGUUUUGUUUAUACUUCCUGACUUUUAGAGAUAUUCGGUGUGCGUGUGUGAGUGUGUGUGUUUGUUUGUUCGUCUUCAUUGGUGCUGUUAAAACCAAAAUAAAAAAUAUGGGUGUUGCCUUCAGUCAAGGCACCACAGUGGGCAACCCAUUCACUGGCGUGCGAACCCCUCGACAUACAACGCCGCGUUUAAGCGGGUCACCUUUGCCUUCCUCGCACGGCAUCGUGGGGGCAUCGUCAGACACGGCGGCGCUCUAUCGGAUGCCGGAGCGGACGGCCGACUUUUCCGGGGUGGGUAACUCAGCAGCGUUUCUUUCCUCCGCCGCCGCCGCGCGCGGCAGUGUAUCGCAGAUGGCCUUCGCCCAACAAAUUCAGUUGUGCCUCAAGGCGCUGACGCUGGACUGGGAGAUCGUGGACCGCGAAAUCGACCUCAUCACCGUGCGUGUCGCCGCCGUGCUUCUUACAAGCCGACUGCGCGUGGAGAAAGGCUCAGCCCGAGACACGGAGGGGAGAGAUGACCCCACCAUCGGCGGGCAUCCAGUCAAGGCGCAUUCGGUACUCGCUGAGUGCGCAGGCGAGGCAGCGACAGGGUCGGGUGCCACCGCAGCGGCGACGGACCACGACGACGUCGGGCCGCAGGAACUGUACGUCAGCGCAGCGCUGCGCCUGGCUGCCCUGCAGCUCGGCCGCUGCGGCCUGCAGCGCAUCAUCGUCGCGCUCGCCUUUCUCGCCAACGGCGGUGAGUCGUGCGAGGAGCGCCGCCUGCGCCGCAACACGAGUCUCUCCACGAAUAACCCUGAUCGCCGCGCGGCGAGCUCUUCGCAGGAGAUCAACCACUUUCAGCGGAGGGCGGGCUACACAGGGUCGGCGACCGCUGCCGCUGGGGCGGCCAGCUCCGGCACGCUUUACAACGCGGCGGGAACCGCGUUGAACGUGUCGGGCAGCAUGCCGCACUCUCUCGCCAGCUCCGGUAGCGCCCUGGCAGGCCGGCGCUUUUCCACCGCACCACACGCGCCGGCGCCGUCAACGAACACCUACAUGGUGAAUAACAACUGUAAUUAUUACGGCGGCCCGAAUCAAGGUGCGGGGACCGGCAACGCAGCGUACGUCAGUGGCACGUCGAUCGAUCAGCUCGCCUACAGUACCUCUGGCCGUGGAGGCGGUAGUAAUAGCACGUCGGUUGGGCAGGGCUACGCACACAUGGUGUGCCUGCCCUACUCCGCGCGUGGUCGGGAGGAAACGGAGUACCCCCUCGGUGCCUCCUCCCUCUCACACCGGCAGCGCUCUGUCUCCCCGCUGAGCGCCACCUCCGGGCCGGGCUCGCACUUGCUCUGUGCACGCCACCCCGCGGAGGUCGAGUUCGCGCCCGAGGAGCGCAGCUACAACAACACUCUGCUCACGUCGAUGAAUGCGCGCAGCACGGUGCUGAGUCCGCGGCGGACCGGGCUGCACGGCGAGCUGCUCUAUUCCAACUCCAGCUUCGGCACGCUCCUGUCUCUCUCGACCGGGGCGGCGGCGCACACCACACGCUCGCACCGCGGUGGUGGGACUGGUGAGCGUUCGCACAGCAACAGCGCAAUCCGGUCGCCGGUGUCGCCGUCACUUGUGCCCGCCACGCAGUGGGUCAUCCCCCCCGCACCGGCCGGCGGCCUCGGCACCUCCACCGGGGGUUCGAUGAGCGCAGCGAGCAGCGUCUCAACCAGUCUGUUCAGCAUGGCGUCGCCGCCGAAUGCGCUGGACCCGCGCCGGCGACCGGAGUCCUACUCCCGCCGGGUCGCUCAGCCGUCCUCGCCGUUCCCGAUCAACCGACUCCCCCCUGUCGGCACCGCAGGGAUCGGCGUGCUGUCCCGUCCCGUGAGCAUCGAGGGGAACAUGAACACGCUGACCUACCAGCUGCCGCACGCCGUCGGGGGGGGCUUCAGCCUCGAGCUUGGCGCCGGCAACAGCUGCUACAGCAGCAGCGACUACGAGGCGACAAUGGGGCACGCGCCGCUCUCACAUAGCUUGCACGACACGGCGCUUCAGUUCCUGCGGCCCGAGGCGGUCUUGACGGCGUUGUGCAGCACAUUUGCCCAUUUGCACCUCAGCACCGACGACGUCACGAACUUUGUCACGCUGCUUGUGGUGGCGGCGCUGGAGGUGCAGACCGACGCGCAGCUGCGCCGCAUGGUGGAGGCGGGGGAGGAGGUGACCCCGGAGAGCCUGCACACGCCGUCCAUGAAGCAGGUCCGCACCGCCGUGAAGGAUUCGCUGACGGUGCUGCUGACGCCCAUGUAUACCAAAACGCGUCUCUUGCUCUGCGCCGCAGCGGGGAUGGUAGAACGUGGUGCUGCGACGCCCCUGCCCUCCUCUGGGGGGCUCGAGAGCGGCGGCGCUGCACAGCACCAGCAGCACCAGCGGCAAUAUACGCCGAAGCCGGGGGGUACAUCCACAGCGGACUCCAAUGCCGGUUCCGUCUCCCUCCCCUCCGCCUUCACGCAAUCGGGAGAGCGCAACUUCAGCAUACCCGCCCCUCCUUUCCCUGGCUCACCGCUACGCAGCAUCGCCGCCACCACAACGGCUGACGACGAUGACAGCACCGCCACCACCAACGCCGACCUCGCCGCCCACGUGCGGGGAUUACACGGCUUUUUCGAGUCAACGGCGCCGAUAGAGUCGGCGUCGGGUGCGUUGAGUGCGAGUGCGGCCGCCGCGACCGUUCGCGCCGCCGCCGCCCCUCGCCUCUCGGCAACGCAGCGCAGCUCCGACGGUCGGCAGCAGCUACAGCAACAACAGGUGAGCGUCAAGGCGGCCGCCGUGGCCGCCGCGCCCUACGCGCACUCGUCCUACUCCGAAUCCGCUGCCGGCCCGACCUCGUGUGGAUCGAUACUGUCUCGGAGCGACACCAACGACGCCGUGGGGAACACGCCGAACCCGUUUCCCGGCCGCCCCGAGGCGAGCUUCGCCGCCCCAUCGCAGGAAGAGGUUCGCUGCGCCAGCAGCUUCCUGAUGGACGUGGAGGCCGCCUUCGUGCUGCACUACGCAGAGAUAAUUGAAGAUGUGGCCGCGGGCAAGCGCAAGUCCUCCACCGCCUCCUCCAUGCCCUCGACGCCGUCCUCGCCGACGCAGCGACUGCGGCAGCGUACGAGCAGCAUCACGAAGCGGCCUCAGCCUCUAACACCGUCUGCCGCUGCUGCCUCCUCAUCCGCCGCUUCCUCCUCAACUGCAAAGGCGUACCCGUGGAAGCGUCGCGGCGACGCAGACCCGGACAUGUUUGUCCAGCUCGGGAGCAACACAACGGUCUGGCCCCUGCGCACCCGCCUGCUCGUGCGCAGACAUGAGUACGUGUACGUGUAUGAUGCCAUGGCGAGUACGAUGGCGCUGCUGCGGGAAGAGAACCUCUACACCAGCGAGGGCGCCCCAGACGCGGCGGAGGCGGAGCGGGCACUGGCCUCUCGCGUGCCGCACCCCCACACGCCCAUCGCGCUGAUGGACCUGAACAAAGCCACGGUGGAGAAGAACGCGAACGAUCUUCAGGUACUGAGCGGGCCGGGGGACGUGGAGGUGGUGAGUCUGAUGCCGUCGCGUGUUAGCCGCAGCAGCCUUGUCAAUCCCAACGAGCGACGUGCGUCCACCAACCCCACCGCCACCAGCAGCGUCAAAAAUGGCGGUAGUAGUAGUGGUGGUGGUAGUGCGCGUUCGCCGAGCUGCUUCGACGACCUGCUGAACAGAUGCUGGACAGACGCGUAUGAGCAGGACAUGGAGGUGUACCGCAUGAAGGGCAGCACGGGGACCAUGUACCUCCUGACGGUGCCGGCAGAAUCAGAUCGCGUGAUGGUCUCCAUCGCGGCGACGUCGCCCUCGCGCCCGGCCAAGGAAGACGGAGCCGCAUCCAGCUCGACGAUGGCCGCCGGCGCGCCGACGGAGGAGGUCAUUCGCACCAGCGUCAUUCGCAGCUUUGAGCGCAACCGCCUUGUCCGCCCUGCCGUGCUCUCCCUGGCCUCAUCGGCGACAACCGCGGCGGGUGGGGGAGGGAAGGAGGGCGAGGACGUGAGCCGCGCCGCGCUCGGCAAGAGCCCUCGCAUUCAGUGCGCCUACAACGACGGCAACCGCGAGGUGCUAUCGCUGGAGCUGGGCAGCGAGCCGAUCCGCAUCGCCGCCUACCCACUGCGCCUCAUCUACAAAGGGGUGCUCCAUCACUUUUUCUUCCCCAAUCCAAGCGCACGGGACCACUGGUACCAGCAGCUCCUCCAGAUUUCCUGGAUGACGCAGUCGCGGCGGUACAUGGAAACCGUCGCGGCCGCCCCGCACAACGUGGAGCGCUUCAUACGCAAUCGCAUCAGCUUCCCGACCGGGCCGGGGGCGUUUGAGUGCCUGGACAUGUUAGGCGCCGGCACCUUUGGUCGGGUUCUCCUGGUUCAGCACAAACUCAGCAAGCGUCUCUUUGCCAUGAAGGUGAUUCGAAAGAGCGGCUUCCACGGUGUCCGAAACGUCAUCGAGGCGCGGCGCGAGAAGAAGAUUCUGGACCAGCUGGACUGCCCCUACAUCAUGAAGAUCCACAGCUCCUUCCAAACCGACAGCCGGGUCUACCUCCUCUUUGACUACCUGCCGGGGGCGGAGCUGCUGCUCCACACGCAGUCCGCCCACAGCUUCCACUUCGACGAGACGACAUCGCGCUUCUACAUUGCGGAGCUGGCGAUCGCCGUCGAGUACUUGCGAGUUCGUGGCAUUGUGCACCGCGACAUCAAGGGCGACAACCUCGUCCUCGAUGCGGAGGGGCACAUAGUGCUGACCGACUUCGGCUUCGCAAAGAACAUCACCUCCACCUCGGCGGCUGACCCCUACGCCCCACCGCAGGUCAUCCGACAGCACACGAGCUGCGGUACGCUAGCCUACAUCGCGCCGGAGGUGCUGUGCAACUCACGCCGGCGCAGCGGCUACGACUUGGCGGUCGACUGGUGGAGCCUUGGCGUGGUGCUCUUCACCUUCAUGACCGGGUUUUUUCCGUUCUUAAAGCCAACAGGCCCGGAGACGAGUCAGGCGAUCGUGUCGAGCCCAUUGCAGCUUCCUCCUCGCCCAACGCUCUCCAGCGAGGCACGCAGCCUGUUGAGUGAGCUGCUGCAAAAAAGUCCAGAGAAGCGCAUUACCUGCCUUGCCGAUCUGCGUCAUCACCGCUUCUUCGAGGGCUUCGACUGGACUGCCUGCCAGGAGCGCCGUCUACCGCCGCCGCUGGUGCUGCACAAAGACUCCUACCGCAGUCCCCGCACAACGGCAGACGCGCGACAGCUGCUGCAGGACCGCGUGCACCGCUCGCUCGCCUGGUCCGCGGGGCAGACGGAUGUGCCGUACGUGGCACCGUCCCACUCCCGCCGCCCCGCCUCCGACAAACUCUCGAUCCAGCAUCAGCCGCAGCUGACGGAAGAGCAGGCGGAACUGAAGCUGCUUGAGCAGGCGUACGGGCCGGACUGCAUGCCGAAGCCGCUGUCGAGCUGCAACGACGUCUUCGGCCCCUUCUUUGAUCAGCAGGAGAUCUGCGGCAGCGACCGCGAAGAAAGCGAUCUCGAGGACCUGAACAUGGAGGACUACGUCGCAGACCUGUCGAACCCAGCCCUCGAAGCGCUAAAGCGGCUGCGCGAGAAUGGGGUGUCGCAGGAACUCUGCGCGUCUCCGUCGGACAUCUCCUUCAACAGCGUCUAUCAGGAGUACGUGUACGCUGGCGAGGACAGGGAGGCGGUCGCAGCUGGGCUGUCGAGGCCGGGGAAGAUGGUGCCGCUGCCGGCGCCGCCGACGAUGAUACAUUUUAACGAAGAACUUUACUGCGAUGUUGCCUUGGCCAAGUACAAUCCUGCGGUCAAAUGA